AGCGGUGGACAACGCCAGAGAUUUGCAAUCGCACGGGCGUGGAUACGUGACCCUGACGUCUUGAUUCUUGAUGAAGCAACAUCAGCCUUAGACCCCCCAACUCGCGCACUUAUCAUGGCCGCUAUUUGCCGAUGGCACCAAAACCGCACCACCACCAUCAUCACGCACAACGUCGCCUCAAUCGAAGAACAAGACAUUGUCUACAUCAUGCGGGAAGGCUCUGUCGUCAAGCAAGGGUUCUGA
Molecule: messenger RNA, 243 nt
Organism: Suillus paluster
Lineage: Eukaryota; Fungi; Basidiomycota; Agaricomycetes; Boletales; Suillaceae
Product: P-loop containing nucleoside triphosphate hydrolase protein
Exons: 2
Molecular function (GO): ATP binding; ABC-type oligopeptide transporter activity; ATP hydrolysis activity
Source: RefSeq, a predicted model, not a curated record